CGUCGAACACGUGUUCCCAUGGAAAUACGCGUAAACCAUGGAAUCAAACGCCGCUACACUGGCGUCGAACGGCAGAGCGAAUGACCGGACGUGACGUCACCGCCCCCGCUCCCCUCCCUCCCCCGUCUCUCCGGGCUGGAGCCUCGCUGCUGCGGUUCCGUCUCGCUCGCUGACCCGCCGGUUCCGGCCGAAGAUGGCGGCGGCCCCGGAUCCGGAGGAGGACGUGGCGGACCGCAGACCCAUCCGGAGGGUUCGGUCCAAAAGCGACACGCCGUACAUCACCGAGGCUCGGAUCUCGCUGCACCUGGAGACAGCCGGGGAGGUGGAGCGUCUGGCGGCGCUGCGCUCGGACUCGCUGGUCCCGGGAAGCCACACCCCCCCCAUCAGGCGCCGCAGCAGACUGGCCAGCCUGGGCCGCCUCUUCAAGCCCUGGAAGUGGAGGAAGAAGAAGAGCGACGCCUUCAAGCAGACGUCCGCAGUGCUGGAGAGGAAGAUGUCCACCCGCCUGAGCCGCCAGGAGCUCAUCAGGAAGGGGGUCCUGCACGAGGUCUUCGAGACAGGUGAGAGGUCGGCCCCGGCGCCGGAGUCCUCGCAGGACCGGCCGGAGCCGGAGGAGCGCAGGCCCUGUGGCCGGACCGCCGCCGCCGCAGGCCCUAUGGACUUCCAACCCGCUGGGGAGUCCAGCCCCGCCCCUGCCGCCAUGAAGGGCCCCGAGUCUCCGUCCAGGAGCAAGCAGCCGCCCGCUCUCCCGCCAAAGCCCUUGGGCAGACUGACCAAUCACGUCUCAGAGGUCAGCGCAGGGUUCCGGAGCCAGGCCCCGUCAGAGCUGCGAGGCGUGGCUGUCCUCCCGCCUGCAGAUGGCGCCCCAGCCAGGCUGCCCUGCGUGAAGUUGUCGCCUCCUCUACCUCCAAAGAAGCUCCUGAUGUCGGUGCCCGCCUGCAGCCUGGAGCCCUCGCCACUCAUCUUCCACAAGUGCCACGCCCCCCUGGCAGGCCACGCCCCCCUGCACCCGCCCAGCCGCAUCAUCGAGGAGCUCAACAAGACGCUGGCGCUGACCAUGCAGCGCUGGGAGAGCUCCGGGAUGCCCACGAGCGGCAGCGGGGACGACAAAGAGAACCUGCCCGACGAGGCCGACGAUGAGGAGCUGCCGGGGGAGGAGGAGGAGGACGAGGAGGAAGAGGAGGAGGAAGAGGAUGACAGUCUUCUGACAAACUCUCUGGCUCUGAGGGUCCUGAGGAAAGACUCUCUGGCCAUCAAGAUCUGCAACCGGCCCACACAGAGGGAGCUGCUGGACAAGAACAUCCUGCAGCUGCAGUCGGACCAGGAGCGGCUGGAGUCCAGGAGGCAGACGGCCAGCAAGCUGACACGGCGGCUGAGUCAGCGUCCGACAGCAGAGGAGCUGGAACAGAGGAACAUCCUCAAACCUCGCAACGACCAUGAGGAGCAGGAGGAGAAGAGAGAGAUCAAGAGACACCUGUCCAAGAAGCUGAGCCAGCGACCCACGGUGGAGGAGCUGAGAGAAGCCAAGAUCCUGAUCCGCUUCAGCGACUACGUGGAGGUGGCCGAGGCUCAGGACUACGACCGCAGGGCCGACAAGCCCUGGACCAGGCUGACGGCCGCCGACAAGGCUGCCAUCAGGAAAGAGCUGAACGAGUUUAAAAGCACAGAGAUGGAAGUGCACGAGUCCAGUCGUCACCUGACCAGGUUCCAUCGUCCUUAACUACUGAACGUUCUAUACUCUGCGACUCUGGACCGGAUCCUGGGACUCGAGUGACUCGGGCCAACAGAAGCACAGCCUCCAGGCUCCAGUCCUUCAUGAGUGAAGAGCGUCAUCUUCUCGUCACAGUGCCAACAGUCUGUUGCCUUCAGAGUCGCCGUGCGUCGCCAUGAACCGGCGCCUCGGGGGCUGCUGCACGGCGGGACGUCCUGAGCUCCUUCAGAGGCCCCUCGCAGCCGCUGGCCUCUGUGGCAGGGCGUGGAGACCCCGUGACUGCGGUGACCUCUCAUUCUGUUUACAGCCUAGACUCGCUGUGUGCGUGCGUGUGCGUGUGUGUGUGUGUGUGUGUGUGUGUGUGUGUGUGUGUGUGUGUGUGUGUGUGUGUGUGUGCGCGCGACUCUUGCCGUCGAUCAAGUUUUGUACAGCAGAGGCAGAGCAUGUGAGCGAGCGCCGUCUUCACCAUUAAAGAGCGGCCCCCGCUGACUCGGGACCACAGACGAGUCAGACUCAGUCGGCGUCAGCUUUUAUUGGCGCGUCAGCUGGGCUGUGGGCGGGAGCUAGGCGGCGUGCGUGGGCGUGCCGCAGUACUUGUGCCACAGAUCCACGGCCUUGGUGACGAUGGCGUCCGUGUUCUCCUGCGGCAUCUGAGGAGGGGAGGCGGUCAGGCGCGCGGGCACCAGCGGCGGGCGGCUGCCAGGACUCACCUCCCGCAGGAAGCUGGCGAUGGCGUCUCCACGGGCCAGGCCCAGCAGCAGGAUCUUGUAGCUGAGGAGGAUCUCCAGUGCCACAAACACCAGGACCUUGCAGGAGCCGCUCACCACCUUGUCCCACACCCUGCAGACCACAGGCCGGUCAGACCGGCCCCUGCCCCCUCCCCCGCGCGCACGGGUCUCACCUCUGCAGGCUGGACUCGGGCAGGCAGCCGGCGAAGCAGCGGCGGAACCACAGCGUGUAGGGCAGCAGGGGCAUCGCGCCGCAGCUCCUCAGGUGGGCCAGCAGGCGGGGCUCCUCCUGACUCAGGUAGUGCUCCAGACUCUUGGGCUGCAGACCACCACCAGAACAGGUCAGCCUGGCUCCAGCCACUGGAGACGCUGCGGCCAAAGCGGCGUACCAAG
Messenger RNA from Synchiropus splendidus (mandarinfish), 2832 nucleotides. Its product is annotated as phosphatase and actin regulator 1-like. The coding region runs from base 194 to 1720 and encodes 508 amino acids. Gene Ontology annotation, molecular function: actin binding. The record is from RefSeq and is a predicted model, not a curated record. The transcript is spliced from 12 exons. Gene Ontology annotation, biological process: cell motility; stress fiber assembly. Lineage: Eukaryota; Metazoa; Chordata; Actinopteri; Syngnathiformes; Callionymidae.